AUGGCAAAGAUUCGCUGGGUUACGCUUAAAUCCCGAAAGAUACCUGUAUGGCUUCGAAUCCAGCUACGACUGGCUGCUUUUUUUGAUAAGAAUGGAGGAGAGACAUCGUCACCAAGGGUCAAUCGUCUUCCAUUCAACCAAAUCAUCAAAUUCGCCUGCUAUCCGGCAGAGCUUGAAGCCAUGCAAUUUAUUCAGAAACACACCACCAUCCCAGUCCCUCGCGUUACCAAAGUGUAUACAUGCGGAAAGAAGCAGUACCUGGUCAUGGAUGCGGUCGAUGGCCAGACGUUAGACUCUGCCUGGCCAGACCUGACCGAGGAUCAGAGACUAAAUAUUGUCCAGGAGUUCACAGCAAUUGUACAGCAGCUGCGAGAUCUCGUUCCGCCCGAAGAAGGGGCAGUUGGUUCGACAAGUCUGGGGCCUGGCUAUGAUCAUCGACUCGGAGACCGUCACUUUGGCCCCUUUAACAACAUUGCAGACUUCCACUUUCAUGUUCGUCGCGGUGUUCCGCUGGAGUUCUGGGGCGAGUCUGUUAAACAGGUCCAUGACAUUUCCAGGUCAUACGCCAUCAAGUAUAGCCAUGCAGACAUAUGUCCUAACAAUGUACUGGUCAAGGAUGGAAAAAUUGUUGCGAUAGUUGACUGGGAAUUCGCAGGGUGGUACCCCGAGUACUGGGAGUAUACCAAGAUCCAUUACGGGUGGCGGCCGUAUCGCAAAGAGUUUUAUGAUGCCUUCGAGCAGACAAUGACUACGUACCCAGAGGAGCUCAAAGCAGAGUCGGCUAUUUGGUGUCGUUAUAGUACCUUUCAUUAUGACGACCCUAUCACUGAGCACUUUUCGAGACGGGAUGAGACAGACUCGAAGAAGGACUUAGCUGAGAAAUCAAAAGAAACGCCAGAACAUCAGAGUGACACCGUCCACAACCAGGGAAGAGUAUGA
Messenger RNA from Nannizzia gypsea CBS 118893, 939 nucleotides. RefSeq lists its product as hypothetical. The record is from RefSeq and is a predicted model, not a curated record. Lineage: Eukaryota; Fungi; Ascomycota; Eurotiomycetes; Onygenales; Arthrodermataceae. The transcript has a single exon. Bases 1 to 939 code for a protein of 312 amino acids.